This is a messenger RNA of Lactuca saligna, 1001 nucleotides long. Lineage: Eukaryota; Viridiplantae; Streptophyta; Magnoliopsida; Asterales; Asteraceae. The record is from the annotation of a GenBank genome assembly.
CAAAUCAUCAUCACUUUCUUACAACGUCAGAUUGUCACGCAGACAGAGACAUAGAGGGAGAGAGAGAAAGAGAGAAAGAGAGAAAGAGAGGGAGCCAAGAAAGAGGGGUAAAUUGCUCGAGUUUGAUAAACAAAAGAGAUAGAUCAUAUAGAAAUUUGUGGACGAAAAGGAGAAGAAUCAACGAAGAACAAGGAGAUUUCAAGAGGGGAAUCAUUGUUCUUGAUUGAUUGAUGAUGGCGUCGUCGAUGAAACUGUCUCUGUUAUUCACGUUCAUUACACUCACGAUUUUCUCUUCCGUUUCCUCAGCUCUUCCGUCCUUAUCAUCAAGCUGUCAUCCCCAGAUUCAUCCAUUUCUUCACGAUCUACAGCUUCAGUGCCCUACCACAAUCGUAUCCUCUUCGCCGAUCGAGAUGAAUGGGGAGUCUCUAGACAACUUUAUGAGUUCUUAUAAAACAAAUGCAUACACAUCGAUUCUAUUUUAUGCUUCAUGGUGUCCAUUUUCCAUAAAUGCUCAAACCAAAUUCCAUGCUCUUGCUUCAAUGUAUCCACAAAUUAAACACGUAAAAGUUGAACAAUCCUCCGCAUUGCCAAGUGUUUUCUCAAGAAAUGGAAUUCAUAGCCUCCCAACUAUUUUAAUAACAAAUAGAACAUCCCGCAUGCAACAUCAUGGCCCAAAAGAUUUAGACUCGCUUUUGAAUUUCUAUCAAAGAACCACAGGACUCGAGCCUACAAUGCAUUUAACAGAAGAACAACUCGAACUGGAUUCCUCUUUUGAAAGCAAAAACAUAAAUUCGUUAAAGCAGAUAAUCACUUUAUGGGCAGCAUACAUUCCUCGUUUAAAUCUAUCGAUUUUUGGGGAAUCGAAACAGCUUUUGACUCAUGCACUCCACCUGUUCGACGUAAAGUCUGCUUUUAAAAAGCUCAAAAUUAGCAAAAACAGGAACUUUCGUAACGGCGUCGUUUUUGGGGUUGGAGUCGUUGGGAGAGACGUCAUUGGCUAG